AUGAGGGCAAAGGAAAAGAGGGAGCUGGUCAAAUCCAAGCUGAAGAGCAAGGAAAUAGAGACCCUCACACACGCCGAACCGAUGAUUUUCAAUAGAUGCAAACUAUCCUUGGAUAAAGACGGAUUCGGGCUGUUAAUUAAGCAGAAAAGACAGGGUAAGAGGCUUGCCGUGAUCAAGCACGACUCAGCCACACGGGCUAAGGAGUACUUGGAGCAACGUGCCCGAAGGGCGUAUUUAGCUACCAUUUGCUACUCAGAGGCAUCUUGCGCUCUAUCGAUAGCUGCCCAGCACCAGGAACCAAGGGAUAAGGACUAUAAAGCCCUCAAUAAGAUCGGUUUCGUAGCUAUCCUUAGCAAUAAGGCUCACCUAAGGAUCCCCAAUUUCCUCGUGGUUGUGUGCACUGACUCCUACUCGCUCUACGAGUGUAUAGUAAAGCUGGGGACUACCAAAGAGAAGCGCCUCAUGAUCGAUAUUAUGGCUAUUCGGGAGUCAUACGAGAAGCGGGAGCUCUCUAAGGCCAAUACCUCUUUGCAAGAGCUAGUUUUGACCAAUACCUUGAAGGUGCAAGUGGACGGGUAG
Messenger RNA from Drepanopeziza brunnea f. sp. 'multigermtubi' MB_m1, 579 nucleotides. NCBI's taxonomy places the organism in Eukaryota, Fungi, Ascomycota, Leotiomycetes, Helotiales, Drepanopezizaceae. The record is from RefSeq and is a predicted model, not a curated record.